Halteromyces radiatus is the source of this 1001-nucleotide messenger RNA. RefSeq lists its product as uncharacterized. Lineage: Eukaryota; Fungi; Mucoromycota; Mucoromycetes; Mucorales; Cunninghamellaceae. Bases 7 to 945 code for a protein of 312 amino acids. The record is from RefSeq and is a predicted model, not a curated record. The transcript has a single exon.
UGAAAAAUGUCCUCAAAAAUUAUUAUUCUACCCAAAUAUUUUCUUAUUCAUCACGAAUGUAACGGUGGUGUUUACGUAAAAAGAUACAAUAGUACAGGCGCAUAUGAAAAUGGUGUUUAUUUACUGAAAUGCACAGUUGAUGAUGCUUGCUAUAUGACAUUGAAUGAACAACAGGAGGGUACAAAUAAAAUCAGCUUUAAACUGGACAACGGUGCCUAUUUUUCAUGCAAUGAUAAUGGUGUUUUGUGGGGAUCAUGGACGAGACGAUCCGUAUUUGAAGUGAUUCCAUUGGAUAAUAAGAAAUUUGCUCUGAAGGCUGAUAACGGUUACUUUGCCCGUGUUCACAGUCGAGAUGGAAGGACCUUUCUGGCGGCAAAUGCAACUUUGAUUAACGAGGAUUCCCAAUUUACGAUCGAAGAACCAUCUUUCAGAAAACAAAUCAUCGAUGUCAAAUAUGAUUUAUCAAGGGCAGAGACAAGGGGUGAAACUCCAUUUGUAGCUGGUAGUUUGAAAGUCGAGAAUCAUGAUCGUCAAGCAUCCUCGGAAAAUACGUUGAGAUAUGAAUAUACGAAAUCUGAAGUAGGCACUUGGAAUAAUAGUGUGGGAGCCGAAUUGACGGUUAGCGCUACGAUCGAUGCAGGUGUUCCCUUCCUUGCAAAUGGUAGCUUUGAUGUUGCUGUCACGGCAAAGGCAUCGCAUGAUUGGGGUGGUUCAAAAGGAGAAGAACGUCGUAUUUCCGGUGAAUCCAAAGUCAGUGUUCCUCCCAGAAAAAAAGGGGAAAUCAAAAUGAUGGUCAGUCAGGCUACUUUGGUUGUUCCUUUUAUGUAUAGAACAAAAACAUGGUACAAGAAUGGCCAAGAAAUUGAGAAAGAUGAACCAGGAAAAUAUGUGAAUCUGGAAUCUUAUAAUAUGUACGUGAACAAUAGUGAAUUGGUUGAUAUAUAAACCAUUUUAUUCAGUUGAUUUUAUACAAAUCAAAUAAACCUUUUGUUUGAAAUAUA